ACAUCGUGUGUUUCUUCCUGAAAAGCAGCUUUUUAUAGUAGAUUAAUUUGCAGGAUGAGCAACAAUAAAAUUUCUAACUAUUUAUGUAAUCAGAAAUUUUGCUAUUGGUCAUCCUGUGUGAACAUUUGCUCGAGAUCGUAUUUCAUUACGGCAAAAAGGCGGUAAACAUAUUUUUGCAGUGGAGAGAAAAAUUGUCGCGUCUAAUAAAAGAUAUAGCGCAUAAUAUAGCAUCUCCUUGUUGAACAUUUGAUCGGUGAUAGACCUUUUUGCUCCACUUCUUCGUAAGUACUCUGUAAGUUGGAAUAUUUUAUCUUUGAAAGAGAGAGUAUAAAAACGUUCUUUAGCAUAUGUAUGUGUACGUAACUGAAAACUAUUGCUAAUGUGUUUCAUUUGGCUCACGGAUUUUAAUCUGGCAUCCGAUCUUAAAAUUCUUUUCGAAUGAAUUCGCGAACGAAAAAGAAAUAGAGAAAGUGCAUUGAUUAAUCAAUUAUUUCUAAUCGCUAGCGUUACAUAAAAUUGGAAUCGGUAACGGUAGAUUAAAACAUUGCCUAUACACUAAAUAUUCUCUCGAGAAAUAUAACGGUUGGAAUUCAAAACGGUAACUCAUCCAAUACAACAGACAUAUGGAUGAUAUAACGACAAGAAAAUGUCUUCGUAAUGAAAUUUGCAGAGAAUUGUUUACAAAUAUCUCAUAACGUAAUCAAUUUGACGGAGGCGUUCUUACAUCGGAGUAUCAUCCUUGGAGCUUGAAUUGUGUGGCUGUUUUAUAUAUAUGCCCUUAAAGACAUCUCGCAAAGAUUAUUAAAGGAAAGUUAUUCGAAUGAAAGCGACAAGGCGGUAAGCAUGUUCCAAGUAAUAUAUUGAAAGAUGAUCUCGCCCCAUGUUCUUCGGCGCGAGAAAUGACAAUUAAGCACUUUCGAGCUUUACGCAUUGUUCAAAUAUUUUGAUUAUUGCCACGCAGCAUAUGACACGCGUUAGCUGUCUUGCAGCUUUCGAUUCCGCCUGAUACGGGUUCUGCGAGCGAGCGAACGAACGAACGAAACCGAUCUCAUUACCGUCGUCUCACCGAAUAAUAUUACGCUGCGGCGGCGCGAAGCACGAGUGUUAGAAUUUUUCGGCCACGGGAGAGAGAAAGAAAAAAAAAAGAAAGAAAGAGACGAGCAUCUUGAUAAAAGGGAAAACGCGUCAUUUCGUGAAUUUACGAGGCGAUUUUAUCGUCACCGUCGAUCUCGCGCCGGGGAGUUUCUUGUCUUGGUAUACGUUUGAAUAAUUAAUCCGUUCGCUCCACGUAUAUCCACAUCAGGGAUGCAGCGCGUUACCACCUCGAGAUUACGAGACCGUAUACUUAUCCGGUAUGCUUAACAUAGUCGGUGACGGACAGCGGCCCGACAGAUUUUUAAAUUGCAAAAGCGGGUCGCAUCGACCGAGUAUCCUAAACCUUCUCGCUAAGGGAUACUCUACCUUUUGAUUCUGGAUUACCUGCGGGCAGAGGUCAUUCGCUUUUCCUGUUUUUUGAUUUAUAUCUUUCGAAACUUUAUCGAUUUCAAAAGAUAAUGGAAACUAAUUGUUUAUUGAGAAAUAUAGACCUUAUAUAUGCGUUACUUGACAAUGAAAGAAGAUUUAUGAUGCUUAUUUUUCAUUGAAACAUUAAAAUAUAAAUUUUUGAACGGAUUCUUAAGUGUCAGAAUUGAUUCUUUCUGUUCUAUUCUUUCUUGUUCUUUAGGAAAAUACAUCUUAUAUAUAUUUCGUAUGAAUAAUCAUUUACUCUUGCUAUUUUUACUUAACUUUCUCGCUAAGGGAUACUCUAUCUUUUGAUUCUGGAUUACCUGCGGGCAGAGGUCAUUCGCUUUUCCUGUUUUUUUAUUUAUAUCUUUCGAAAUUUUAUCGAUUUCAAAAGAUAAUGGAAACUAAUUGUUUAUUGAGAAAUAUAGACCUUAUAUAUGCGUUACUUGACAAUGAAAGAAGAUUUAUGAUGCUUAUUUUUCAUUGAAACAUUAAAAUAUAAAUUUUUGAACGGAUUCUUAAGUGUCAGAAUUGAUUCUUUCUAUUCUAUUCUUUCUUGUUCUUUAGGAAAAUACAUCUUAUAUAUUUCGUAUGAAUAAUCAUUUACUCUUGCUAUUUUUACUUUACAUGAUUAUAUUCGUUUAUAAAUGUCAUUUUUGUCUGGAUAAGACAUCAAUAAUUCUGCCAUAUAUAUAUUUCUUACUUGUCGUUUUUUUCAAAGCGGAAAAUUUUUUUGCUUCUUUCUACUUUUCCGCUGGAUACAUCGGCUAUGCUUUUCUUUAUAUCUUUAUUCAUAUUUCGCUUCGAUAAUGCCGAUAUUCUUUAUAUAAUCAUUUUGUUCAUACGAUACAUGUCGGAUAAUGUUCGAAAAACGAUACCAACGUUUACUAUUUCGCAAGCUAAGGAUUUCGGCCAAAGAAGACGAAGGGGGAACCAGAAGGAGGAAAGGAUAGAUGUGUGCGUGCUGUCAGUCAUCGUCACUGAUGACACUAGUAGCGCGUUCAUGAGAAAAGAUACACCGGGGAAAGGAAAAUAUAUAUCUUUCGCAAGAGAAAAAUAAGAAGAAGAGGAAACAUUCGUCCGUGUUAGCGACGCAAAACCAGAAACGUUGGAAUAUAAAUGCGAAUCCCCGUGAUUCUGUCCGCUAGAACCGAUAUGCUAAGCGUAUGGACGGACGUAUACAUCGGCGAGCUUGAAGCAUUGAUCGAUAUACAGUCUCGAUAAAAAGAGACACGCCGGUCGGCUGAAGAGGACGAUGAAGAAGCGGUUGAGGUGAAAGAGGAGGAUAAGAAGAAGACGAAGGGAACUCGCCGCGGUUUUAGAUCCGAUGAUAUAGGUGGCAUCGAUAUAUAAGCCGCUCGUUGACUCGUCGCGUCCUCCGCCCGUGGCCGGGCAUACAUAAUCGGAUAACCGUUUACGUGACACACGACGCCGCCGAGCUCCAGCCCCGAGUCAAUCGCGGCGCUUCGAAAAAGAAACACGCAUUUCGGGAGAACACGACGGAACGACCGGCGUAUAUAAAACCGCGAAUGAACUUUCCAAGUGUUUCAAUUGCCCGAAAACUUUUAUAAAAGUGAUUCCAUCGAUGGUUUCUCCUUUUCCAUAUCAACGCGCUUUUUUUCCCCUCCCGAGCUUCUUUCCAUUUUUGUGUAUAUAUAUAUAUAUGCGCACUCUAUGUAUUCUCUUUCUUUCCCUUUCCCUUUCUCCGACGCGUCUUCCUUCUCACGUACCCUCUGGAUCCAUCGCGUUCUCCAAGUCUUCUACCUCGCUGACUCUCCCUCUGGCUGUGGGUCUCUUACACGCAUUGCGUUGCAUCGCUUAUACUGAUGCACACGCAUGUGUGCGCUUACAUAUUAACUAACUAACUAUACCGCAAGUUAUCUUUCUUUUUCUCCCUUUCAUCUUUUUAUCCUCUCGUCCUGUCCUUCCUCGGACAGGAGUCCUCCUAGCCCUUUUUUUGUCCAGCUCCCGACGAACACGCGCGUCCUCUUUGCCGGUAGCUUCUUCCUCCUCCCCCCACACCCUUUCAACCCGUCUAACUCUUUCUCUUUUUCUUUCUAACCCCCAUCUCCUCAUCAUUUCUCGUCAUCGUUUUUACUUUGCACGCUCCCGUUUAUCUUCCGUGCACACGCGAGCGGAGCCAAGAAUUGCAAGGUGUACCUGUCGGGAUAAAGGAGUCGAAAGAGGGACACCGUGCGAGCGUGACACCGGGAGAAGAGACGAUGCUGGAAUGGUACAUCGGGAUUGCGACCACCAUGCUGGUCUUCUUCAUCUACUUUGCGUAUUUCUUCAAAUUCAACUGGGUCAGAGACUUGAGGAAUGAAGGUAGAACACGGACCGACUGUGGUGUUUAUAUGAGAUCCAGAAAUCGGAAAGUGGGUAAACUACCACCGGUAUAUCCGAAUGGAUGGUUCGCUUUGCUCGAGAGUUCGCAAAUAAAAAAGGGCCAGGUGAAACACGUAUCUGCCCUCGGAGAAAAUUUUGCGGUCUUCAGAACCGAAAGAGGCGUCGUAAACAUUUUGGAUGCGUAUUGCCCACAUUUAGGGGCAAAUAUGGGCGAGGGUGGCCGUGUUAAAGGGGACUGUUUGGAGUGUCCCUUCCAUAGCUGGACAUUUCGCGGGGAGGACGGUCGCUGCGACAAUAUACCUUAUACCGAAAAAGUGCCGGUAAUUGCGCGUGCAAAAGCCUGGAAGUGUCGCGAAGUGAAUCACAUCAUCUUCGUCUGGUACCACGCUGAAUCCGCUGAACCAGAUUGGCAGCCACAGCCGCAAACGCAUAUCUCCAAUGGGACAUGGCGCUAUCAAGGUCGCAAUGAGUUCUUCAUCAAUUGUCACAUACAGGAGAUAGCUGAAAACGGAGCCGACAUUGCACAUCUCAACGCUGUGCACGGUCCAGCUAUGUUCUUCUCCAGUAACGUCUCUUGGCUAGCUCGGCCGAAGAAAGCGGAGGUGCGCGUCAAACUGAACAGCGAAUUGACCGAUUAUCCGAUCGCCGGCAACGGCGACGAAAAGAAUCAUUAUCAUUUCCCAGUCGCCGAGAACGAAGGAAUCGGCCGAAGGCAGAAGCACAAGGCCGGCUUGCAAAUGCGCCAUAGUUUGACUUUGCUGGAACGCUUCACUGUGCUUGUCAUAGACGUGCGCGUCGAGCAGAUUGGUCCUGGGUACGUCGAGCUGCUGCUCGAUACAUCAUUCGGGCCCGUGUGCAUCUUGCAAACGGUCACGCCGAUCGAGCCGAUGCUGCAACGAGUAACCCAUCAGAUUUUUUCACCGCCACUGUUGGCGCCCUACGCCAAUCUGGUUUUCCUAGGCGAGUGUGUAAUGUUUGAGCGCGACGUAGUGAUCUGGAAUCAUAAGAGGUAUGAGCGGCAGCCAAUACUGGUGAGUGAGGAUCGUGCCAUCCGGGAAUAUCGGCGUUGGUACUCGCAGUUCUACUCCGCUCACAGUCCUACCUAUCAGAUGGCCAUUCAGAACCUGCAGUGGUAACAAUACAAGGCGCAGCUUCUUGUAAUCGGUAUCUCACACUUUUUAAAUCCUGGUAUAAUAUCAACAGAGAGGUUUGGAUCUAUAAUACUAUUAAUAUCCCAAAAUUGCUCGUAUAUUUAUUCACGGUCAUGAAAUCGCAAUGAUUGAUGUAGAACCCAUUAGACGAUUUAUAAUACAUAGAACUCAAGAAAGAAUUGUGUUUAUAAUUUUAUGUAUCGUGUAAUACGGAGAACACUAUGGAGGAAAAUUAGAAUACACACAUAUAUUUUUAAGAAUAAAAUUAUAAACAGAAUUUUAUCACAAACUAUGUAUAAAUCGUCUAAAAUGGUAUUUAUAAGUGAAUUGAGAAUUUUUUUCGUGUUCUUUCCGUAUUCUUUCCACCUCUCUUUUCUUUAUUGUGUUUAAAUGUUAUUAAGAUAUUAUUAAUUUUCGGCGUUCAAAUGAAUCAUUCUUCUAUAUCAAUAUAAUGCUCCAAUAUGCUAGACAUAUAUAUUUACUUGUGACAUCGUUUACUCACUGAUGACAUAUUCGAUGUACUGAAAUAUGUACUUACUUGACAAA
Molecule: messenger RNA, 5546 nt
Organism: Formica exsecta
Lineage: Eukaryota; Metazoa; Arthropoda; Insecta; Hymenoptera; Formicidae
Gene: nvd
Product: cholesterol 7-desaturase
Biological process (GO): chlorophyll biosynthetic process; cholesterol metabolic process
Cellular component (GO): chloroplast
Molecular function (GO): chlorophyllide a oxygenase activity; 2 iron, 2 sulfur cluster binding
Source: RefSeq, a predicted model, not a curated record